Aspergillus steynii IBT 23096 is the source of this 574-nucleotide messenger RNA. RefSeq names its product SUMO family protein SMT3. Gene Ontology annotation, molecular function: ubiquitin-like protein ligase binding; protein tag activity. The record is from RefSeq and is a predicted model, not a curated record. NCBI's taxonomy places the organism in Eukaryota, Fungi, Ascomycota, Eurotiomycetes, Eurotiales, Aspergillaceae. Gene Ontology annotation, cellular component: nucleus; septin ring. Gene Ontology annotation, biological process: protein sumoylation. The coding region runs from base 219 to 545 and encodes 108 amino acids. The transcript has a single exon.
AAUCAUUCAGAUCGCCCAGGUAAGUUGCCACCCUCCCCAUCUCCCACCUCGUCUCAUCUCGCCUCGCCUCACCUCACUUGUUCCCCUCUUCCUCUUUGCGAUUUGCGACGAAGAUGGUUGAAUCUUUUCUCUCCGGACACCAGGCUGACAGGCCCAUCUGUGCCAUUCCAACAGAAGAUCCCUUCGUCUCGCACGAUUAUCCCACUCCUCGCGCCGAAAUGUCCGACUCCGUCCCCCCCUCCGACGCUCCCGUUGAGCACUUGAACAUCAAGGUCACGGACAACAACAACGAGGUCUUCUUCAAGAUCAAGCGCUCCACCCAGUUGAAGAAGCUCAUGGAUGCCUUUUGCGACCGUCAAGGAAAGCAGCUUUCCACCGUGCGUUUCCUCUUCGACGGCACCCGUGUGCGCCCAGAGGACACCCCCGAUACCGUAUGUUGCCGUCGCUGUCGCAAUUCCUCCCUCCACCCUCCCUUCCACCUGGCCUUCUUUCCACUAACCCGUUUGAUCCUUGACAGCUCGAGAUGGCCGACGGCGAUACCCUAGAGGUCCACCAGGAGCAGAUCGGAGGCUAG